CAACUGGUAACCUCUGUUUCCAUGUAACAAUACAAUCUGUACUGUACUGACAGUUCACAGUGUUACUGCUUCAUUACUUUUUCAUUACUUGUUGGAAAGGAGUGGUCAAACAUUCAACUUCCCCUUGAAAUUCCACUUUGAUUUUCAGUGACAUUUUUAAAUUGAUCUCAGUACUGAAUGGAUAUCUUCAAGAGACGAUAUCAUUCAACAGAACAACAUUAAACAGCAGCUAUGCAGAACUCAGAUCAUACAGAGGAUGACUGUAACCUAAGUAAUGACAACACAGUCAACAGCACUGACGCAGCAGGAGAGCAGCUUACGGACUUUAGUACAGAGAUUAUGAGUGUCACAGAGAUGGAACAGUCUCCUGAUAGCUCUCCUGAUGUAAAUGAGGAGAUCACACAAGAGAGUGGAAUACCAAAUAUUCAAAGUUUACACACGACUGAUGUUGAGGCUCAUUUCCCUCCUGAAUAUGAGAAGUUCUGGAAAGUAGUAGAGGAGAAUCCCCAGGAUUUCACAGGUUGGGUAUAUCUGCUGCAGUACGUAGAGCAGGAGAACCACUUGCUGGCUGCCAGGAAAGCAUUUGACAGAUUUUUCACACAUUAUCCAUAUUGCUAUGGAUAUUGGAAAAAGUAUGCAGACCUUGAAAAGCGACAUGACAACAUUAAACAGUCUGAUGAGGUGUAUCGGAGAGGGCUACAGGCAAUACCUCUUAGUGUUGAUCUUUGGAUACAUUAUAUAAACUUCUUAAAAGAGACACUGGAUCCUGUUGACCCUGAAAUUAAUAAUACCAUAAGAGGAGCCUAUGAACAUGCAGUCUUAGCUGCAGGGACAGAUUUCCGCUCUGACAGACUAUGGGAAAUGUAUAUAAAUUGGGAAAAUGAACAGGGCAACCUACGAGAAGUUACAGCUAUAUAUGAUCGUAUCCUGGGGAUUCCAACGCAGCUUUAUAGCCAUCAUUUCCAGAGGUUUAAAGAACACAUACAAAAUAAUUUGCCUCGAGACCUUCUAACUCCUGAGCAGUUUAUUCAGCUGCGCCGGGAAUUGGCGUCUGUCAAUGGCCAUAGUGGGGAUGACGCACCACCCGGAGAUGACCUUCCUACUGGAAUUGAGGACAUAACUGACCCUGCAAAGCUAAUCACUGAAAUAGAAAACAUGAGACAUAGAAUCCAAGAGAUUCAUCAAGAAAUGUUCAAUCACAAUGAACAUGAAGUCAGCAAGAGGUGGACCUUUGAAGAAGGAAUAAAACGGCCUUACUUCCAUGUAAAACCUUUGGAGAAAGCCCAGUUGAAAAACUGGAAAGAAUACUUAGAGUUUGAGAUAGAAAAUGGGACUCACGAGCGCGUUGUGGUCCUCUUUGAAAGAUGUGUUAUUUCAUGUGCCCUCUAUGAGGACUUCUGGGUUAAGUAUGCCAAGUAUAUGGAGAAUCACAGUAUUGAAGGAGUGAGACAUGUCUACAGCAGGGCCUGUACAAUACAUCUUCCUAAGAAACCAAUGGUUCAUAUGCUAUGGGCUGCCUUUGAAGAACAGCAGGGGAACAUCAACGAAGCAAGAAGAAUUUUGAAAACAUUUGAAGAGUGUGUUCUGGGACUUGCAAUGGUUCGCUUGCGAAGAGUUAGCUUAGAGCGCCGACAUGGAAACAUGGAAGAAGCUGAACACCUGCUUCAGGAAGCUGUUAAGAAUGCUAAAUCAAGCGGUGAAUCGUCAUUUUAUGCUAUCAAACUAGCUCGACAUCUUUUCAAAGUUCAGAAGAACCUUCCAAAAGCAAGAAAAGUGCUGUUGGAAGCCAUUGAGAGAGACAAAGAGAACACUAAAUUGUAUCUCAACUUACUUGAAAUGGAGUAUAGUGGGGAUCUUAAGCAAAAUGAAGAAAACAUCCUCACAUGUUUUGACAAAGCUGUCAAUGGUGCAUUGUCUAUAAAAAUGAGGAUUACAUUUUCUCAACGAAAAGUGGAAUUUCUGGAAGAUUUUGGUUCUGACGUCAACAAGCUUUUGGAUGCCUAUGAUGAACAUCAAACACUUCUAAAAGAGCAGGAUUCUUUAAAAAGGAAAGCUGAAAAUGGCUCGGGGGAACCAGAUGAGAAGAAAGCACAUACAGAUGAUGUGACGUUGGCAUCUACCCAAAUGAUGGAUGGAGACAUGCAAGCUAAUCAGGCUGCAUAUAAUUAUAAUGCAUGGUAUCAGUACAACUACCAGAAUGCAUGGAAUUAUGGACAGUAUUAUGCACCCCCUCCAACCUGAUCAGAAGAGAGACUGGAGUUCAUUGUGGUGUUUCAGCAAAGAUGGAGUAUGGAAAAUAUAUUUUUUUAAAUUAGGGAUGUGAACAAAUGAACUAUUGUAAUACCUGCAGUUUUGUCUUUUUGCAUGUGAAACGAGCCCAUGUUCACGGGGUACGUGAAGCAAGAUUUGUGUGUUGGUAGAUACAUCGAUCGCUGUACACUGCUAGUUACCAUAAAUGCAACUUUAUUUCCCACACUAACUUAUGGAAAAAUUAUCUGGAGGCUGUUUUUGUUCUGUUGUUUUGAGUCAGCAUUGCUUCAGUAGGUAUUUUUAAAUCCUUCAAGCUACAAUCUUCUUUUAAGCAAUGAGGAAAUUCUGAUGUCCAGUGUUUGUCACAGUAGCCAAUACAGGAGACGAACGGUAUGGAAAGGUCUAUGAACAUGAGCAGCCCCCUUUAAUUUUUUUCAUCUUUACCUGCUCUCCUCUUCACCAUCCAAAAACCUCAUUUCCUACCUGGCUCCUCCUGUGAAAUUUUUCAUGGUCCCAGUGAGCAGUGCCCUAAUGAGUCUGUUUAUUGCCAUGAUCAUAAUGCAUACAGGAAUGUCAACAUUUGAAAGUUGUGUAUUUUAUAUUUUACAUGGGGUCACAAAUUAAAUGUGCAAAAUGGUUGCAUCCCUUUUUUAAAAAGGCACUGAAACGAUGGUGUUUGGGGUGGAUGUUUGUAAUUUAGAAUUCUCAUGUACAAGUUGUGAGUAAACUUUUUCAUUUUGAUUAAAGUGAUCAUUCUCUUUUGUAAUAAAACCAAGGAAUUCAGUAA
Messenger RNA from Mauremys reevesii (Reeves's turtle), 3037 nucleotides. RefSeq names its product pre-mRNA processing factor 39 (gene PRPF39). Gene Ontology annotation, cellular component: commitment complex; U2-type prespliceosome; U1 snRNP. Lineage: Eukaryota; Metazoa; Chordata; Testudines; Geoemydidae. The record is from RefSeq and is a predicted model, not a curated record. The transcript is spliced from 14 exons. Gene Ontology annotation, molecular function: protein binding. The coding region runs from base 232 to 2241 and encodes 669 amino acids. Gene Ontology annotation, biological process: RNA processing; mRNA 5'-splice site recognition.